AUGGCGAGGGCUAAGACUAACGGCGGCGUUAAUAAAGGGGUGAACGGGAAGGUGCCCAUGUCUCGACUGGUCCUUGAGGGGGAGCGCCGCCGGGUCCGGCUGCGGGUGCUGCGCUGCUGCCCCGAGGAGGCGCCACCACCGCGGGAAGACCUCCCUGUGUCUGGGGGCUCUGCUGGGCUGCGGCGCUGCUGCCGCGCCACGGAUCCUCCCCCGGUGCUGCUGCUGCCGAGCCGGCGGGUCCGAGGCGGAGCCCGGACCGGGGGAGCUGUUCUCCGGUCUCACCGGGGCGGUUCCACACACAGAGAAGCGAGAGCGACGCCGGCCCCCGCCUGCCCUGGGCAGCCUCGGCAUCCCCGGACGCUGCCGAGCAAGGGAAACGGGGAAAAUGGGAAGAACCGGCGCUAUUCUUUGCUUCUUCCGCUGCUGGGCUACGGUGAGGGUGCGGCGGCACGAGCCGCUGCCCGGUUACCGCUACUCGCAGCCCCGGCUCUGUGUGUGAGACUCCUGCCGGGAAGCACGGCUGAAACGGGCAGGUACCGGGGGUCGGGGCUGCCUGCGCCCGCAGUCACUGCGGACACCGGUUGUUGCUUUUCUCCGGCUCGUCUCCGCAGCGGCUUCGGCAGGACAGAGCUUUCCGUUCGUCCGGCUCUGGCGAGAGCUCGGACGGCUCGAAAGAGCCUGCGGUGGAAGCAAAGGCCCAGAGCCCCGCACCGGUUUCUGGAGCCCCGUUGGUGGCUCUGUGAAGCCCGGCUGGACACGGGGAGAGAGGGCUGCCCCUGUGCUGCCGAUCCCUCGGGAGCUGUCGUUGACCCCGGUAGUGCCGCGUGGGGAAAGCUCAUUCUCACCGAGGAGCACGGCCCGAGGGGGAUGGACACAUGGAUGGGCAGAGGAGCCCCAGCCACGUCGGGAGCUGUGUGUCGAGGCCGACCUAGCCGCCUGACCUGCCUGUGCCCGCCCAUGACAGUGCGAGUGCCUGGCUCCAGCUCAAGCUCAUUUAUGGCUCGGGACACUGUUUCUGCCUGCCUUUUUUUUCAGGCCCAGCCACUGGAUGGGUCUAGUUCCAUUAUGGCUGCAGUUCAUGUCCAUCUCCAGCCCCAGCUGCUGCUUCAACCUGCUUGUGCUUGUUGAACUAAGUCUGGCUUAUGGCUAGGUCAUAAAAUCAGCCACUGUCACGAUAUGUAGAUGAAUAUGACCUGUCAUAAUUGCUCACUCUCUAGCCCUGGGCUAAUGAGUGCCCAAGACUCUUACAGUGGUUGUACAUGCCUUGAGUAAAUAGAGUUGGAGU
Melopsittacus undulatus (budgerigar) is the source of this 1285-nucleotide messenger RNA. RefSeq lists its product as uncharacterized. Bases 1 to 1128 code for a protein of 375 amino acids. NCBI's taxonomy places the organism in Eukaryota, Metazoa, Chordata, Aves, Psittaciformes, Psittaculidae. The transcript has 6 exons. The record is from RefSeq and is a predicted model, not a curated record.